Messenger RNA from Pseudovirgaria hyperparasitica, 2054 nucleotides. RefSeq names its product triacylglycerol lipase-like protein. The record is from RefSeq and is a predicted model, not a curated record. The transcript is spliced from 2 exons. NCBI's taxonomy places the organism in Eukaryota, Fungi, Ascomycota, Dothideomycetes, Acrospermales, Acrospermaceae. Bases 379 to 2016 code for a protein of 545 amino acids.
GCUAGUUGAUAGCCCCCAACAAGACUAAUUUCCAAGGCAAAUAUCGAGAGUCGCGGCUUCGGAUUAUCAAGCCAGCUGGCUGAUUGUCACAUGGCAUGAGUGCAUGUAAGCCCAAUCCACUGCAAGAAAGUCUUAACAAUCAACAGUAACGGCUUUAACAACAAGGGCCCACCCCAACUAUAUUUUGAGGCUGAACCUGACGAUCGGCUUCCCAGAAGUUUCGGAUCUUCAGUAUUUUGGACCCAUUGCUUGGUCAGCCGCUAGAUCGCCAUGGCUAUUAGCCAUCUUAGGAUCGCGGAAUUUACCGUGACGUAUGUCAGGUACAAGUAUUGCACGGUGCCUUGAUGCACAUUCGGAAAACCAGUCUCGGGGAGAACAAUGUACUUCAGACCAUCGCAGAUUUCAUUUACUUGGCUGGUCUUCGCAGUCUUCGCGGCUAUUUGCCAUGCCGUUGGGACACAUCGAUUGUCUCCAGAGGUCGACUUGGGCUAUGCAACGUAUCGGGGCGAGCAUCUGCCCAUCGGCGUAACCCAAUUCCUAGGCAUGCGUUAUGCCGCACCACCACUGGGCGAUCUACGAUUUCGAGCACCACAUGAACCCGUAGCAGAAGCCGGGGUGCAGGAUGCGACGCAACACGGUGAUAUCUGCUACUCAAUUGCGAGCGGCGGACCACCCGUGCCGUCGAGCGAAGACUGCCUUUUCGUCGAUGUGUAUGCUCCAGCGUCUGCGACCAGAAACUCCAAAUUGCCGGUUAUGGUUUGGCUCUCCGGAGGCGCAUUUGUACAACUUUUUAACCCUAACUACAAUGGCACAGGCUUGAUCAAAGCGAGCAACGAUGGUGUUCUUGUGGUGACAUUGAAUUAUCGCGUAGGACCAUACGGCUUCCUGGCCAGUGAAGAUGUUCGCGCCGACGGGGACCUCAAUGUUGGGCUACUCGAUCAGCAGAAAGCUCUUGAGUGGGUUACUGAACACAUUGCAAGCUUUGGUGGAGAUCCGGCUAAGGUGACGAUUUUCGGUACAUCGAUAUCCAGCGUGUUCCUCAAUAUGCUCGCUCAUGGUGGCGACAAUCGCGGGCUAUUCCGAGCUGGUAUCUCAGCGGCACCCUAUAUGCCUUCUGUGUACGAAGUGUCGGACCUCGAGUUUCAAUAUGAGCAGUUGCUCAAUGCGACAGGUUGCGAUUCUUUGACCUGUCUGCGAUCUGUACCAAGUGAGAAGCUGCAAGCAGCUAAUAUCUACAGGCCAUUUCCAAGUCAGACUCAAGCUCCGCUUUUCCCCUACAUGCCAGUCGUCGAUGGGAACUUGCUCCAAGGUCAGCCUUCAGCGCUCUUGAAAGCUGGUAAGAUCGCAAAGGUUCCACUCCUUACAGGGACAAGUGGUACCGAAGGAACAAUUUUCGCUCCUCAGGCCAAUACAACAAGUGAUAUCAAUGUGUUCCUCCGAGCUCAAUACCCUCGACUGACGGAUGAGGAUCUCGCUGCGAUCAACUGCCAGUAUGAAGACAUCCCUUAUGGAUUUACACCACCUGGAGUGAAAACGAAGGAAGCUCCGCUCUUCUACCGCGCAGCUGCCAUUUAUGGAGACGUAGCGUUUGAAUGUCAGGCAUAUGAAUAUUCAAAUGCCCUACAGCAGACCGAUAUCCCGGUAUACACCUUUCUCGACGAGAUCCGCGAUCCUGUCGAAGUUGCAGCCGGAUUCAUUGUACCGUACACAUGGGAGCUUCAAGGUGUCUGGGGACCUCAAUAUGCGACCAACUACGUCGCUCUUGAAGGCGCAGAUGCGUACGAAGGCAUCAACGCGAAAAUGGUUUCGACAUUGCAGGGGUAUUGGACAAGCUUUGCCAAGACUGGAAUGUCACCAAACACAUAUCGGGCCAAACAUUCGCCGGAGUGGAGUAAAUAUGCGCAAGGGCGGGAGAUGAGAUUAAGAACAAAUGAAACGCGAAUGGAGGUGGUGAGUCAGAAGCAGCUGGAGCGCUGCCAGUUUUGGAAAGGAUUAAGGGACAAGACGCAGUUGUAGGUUUGAACAGACGUUCGAAACAUGUAUGAAAUGACCAC